This is a messenger RNA of Ipomoea nil (Japanese morning glory), 2553 nucleotides long. Its product is annotated as L-ascorbate oxidase homolog. Bases 701 to 2323 code for a protein of 540 amino acids. The transcript has 7 exons. The record is from RefSeq and is a predicted model, not a curated record. NCBI's taxonomy places the organism in Eukaryota, Viridiplantae, Streptophyta, Magnoliopsida, Solanales, Convolvulaceae. Gene Ontology annotation, molecular function: copper ion binding; oxidoreductase activity.
GACCGGAAGUUGCCGCAUGUCUGAUAUUUUCCACAUUUAGCUACGUUUGUUACAGGAGAACAGUUACCUUAAAAGAAAAGGCAAUUGCAGAGAAAAUCUUCUUCUCACGUGUAGUAUUGGAGCGGAAGAAAGAGAAGACGAUGAAGUUUUCACAUGAUCGACCAAUUAAGAAUACAUGAAUGGUUAAUAAUCUGCAUGACUAAACUACCUUUGGUUAAUGAUCACAACUCCUUUAUGAGCUAACGUUAAGAUGAUUCAGGUGAAUUUAAUGAUGUUUAGAUAUGUUUGGUGUUUCUUGAAACGGAGCAGAGUAUUGCUAUAAUUAGUGCUCCCAACUGCCAACGAGCUGGAACCUUUAAUUUCAACGCGUUGCAGCAAUGGUGGCAGUUCCUCAAUGUCGGUGAAGACAGCUGAUGAUGAGUCAUACCAGAAGAGCGGCUCUGCAAACGAAAAGGUACCAUCUUUUCUUGUUCAGUCCCCACCAUACGCCGCUCAAAUUCCAAGACACCGACGCUCCCUACAAUUACUUUUCUUAGUACUCCGUAAUUUAUUUAGAAUAAUAAAUUAUAGAAAGCAAAGGUGAGUGUUUAAUGAAGAGAUAAAGAUGCCUGCACCAUAUGGUGAAAUUUCAGGAGCGGGAUUAAAGUGAAGUGGGCUUUGCUUCUCUGCUAAGUUAGAGAGAAAGAGAGAGAGAGAGAGAAUGGGGAAGAUGAGUUCUUGGGGGUGUUUAAUGGUGAUGGUAAUUGCACUGUCACUGCAAGAGAAUAGCGUCGACGCGGAAGAUCCAUACAGGUUCUUUACAUGGAAUGUUACGUAUGGCGAUAUCUAUCCGCUUGGAGUCAAGCAACAGGGAAUAUUGAUAAAUGGGCAGUUUCCAGGGCCGUCAAUUGAGUGUGUGACCAACGACAACUUGAUUGUCAACGUUUUCAACAGUUUGGAUGAACCCUUUCUCCUUUCUUGGAAUGGUGUGGAGCAGAGGAGGAAUUCAUGGCAGGAUGGUGUUUGGGGUACUAAUUGUCCUAUUCCACCCGGCAGCAAUUUCACUUAUGUCAUGCAGGUCAAGGAUCAAAUUGGGAGCUUCUUCUACUUCCCCUCCCUUGCCUUCCACAAGGCUGCUGGAGGCUUCGGUUCCAUCAACAUCGCCAGCCGUUCUGUCAUUCCUGUUCCUUUUCCUCCUCCUGCUGGAGAAUACACUAUACUGGCUGGUGACUGGUUCAAACAAAACCACACUGCCUUGAAAGGAACUUUGGAUGAUGGGCAUGAACUUCCCUUCCCAGAUGGGAUUCUGAUCAACGGGCGUGGAUCAAAUGGUUAUACAUUUACAGUUGAUCAAGGAAAGACUUACAGGUUUAGGAUAACGAAUGUGGGGCUCACUACUUCUUUGAACUUUAGAAUCCAAGGGCACAAGAUGGUAUUGGCUGAGAUAGAAGGCACACAUACAGAGCAGAAUACAUACGAUUCCCUCGACAUUCAUCUGGGGCAGUCUUAUUCAGUGCUAGUGACUGCUGAUCAGCCUGCAAAAGAUUAUUACAUUGUCUUCUCGACUCGCUUCACAUCCCAGGUGAUCACGUCGACUUCCAUUCUUCACUAUGGUAACUCAGCAGAAAGCGUUUCGGGACCACCUCCUGGUGGUCCAACCACUGAAAUUGACUGGUCUCUGAAUCAGGCCAGGUCCCUCAGGCGAAAUCUAACGGCUAGUGGACCACGACCCAAUCCCCAAGGCUCGUACCAUUAUGGGUUGAUCAACACCACCCGGACCAUUAGACUUGCUAAUUCUGCUCCAAUCAUUAAUGGAAAACAAAGAUAUGCAGUCAACAGUGUUUCAUUCAAUCCAGCAGAUACGCCGCUUAAGCUUGCUGAUUACUUCCAGAUUCAGGGAGUCUUUACACUCGGGAGUAUCCCCGACACCCCAACUGGCUCCGGUGCUUACCUUCAGACCUCCGUCAUGGCUGCUGAUUUCAGAGCUUUUGUUGAGCUCGUGUUCGAGAAUCCAGAAGACACAGUGCAGUCAUGGCAUAUCGACGGCCACCAUUUCUUUGUAGUUGGGAUGGAUGGAGGACAGUGGACUCCAGCAAGCAGAUUGGCAUACAACUUAAGGGACACGAUUUCUCGUUCCACUGUACAGGUAUAUCCUAAGUCUUGGACUGCCCUAUACAUUCCUUUGGACAACGUUGGAAUGUGGAACAUAAGGUCUCAGAACUGGGCACGCCAAUACUUGGGUCAACAGCUUUAUCUUCGAGUUUAUUCGCCUGCAAAUUCCUGGAGAGACGAGGCUCCAAUUCCAGGCAAUGCUCUUCUUUGUGGUAGAGCUUUAGGUCAUUAAAGUUAUUGUAGAGAUAGAUAUACUAUCUAUAGUAUCAUAUUGUCAAUGUAUGGCUGGGGGCUGGCCCCUUCAAUUUACUAGCUUCCUCCAUUAAAGUUAUUGUAGAGAUAGAUACUUCAAUUCUUAAUUAGUGUAGGAGCUGAAGUUUGCAGUCCACGUUCACACCAUUCUGUUGUAAUCCAUCUUUUCCCAGACAUGGAAAGUUUCAAUUGUUUCUAAGUUCACGGAAA